GCAUUUUCCAGAAAUAAUGCUUGGCUACACACAUGUAAGGUUUAUUGAGAUUUUCUGUCAUGUUCACAGAUGUUCUUGGCUUGCUCAGUCUCUGGAUUAAUUACUCAUUGAGAAUUUGUGGGGCCAUUUGGGAUGUGUGAUUUGGCCAUCUUUGAGUAUGAGGGAUAUGGAGUGACAGUUGCAACAUCCAUGAGCAAAUCUGUUGCAGGAUAGCAUACAGUGACUAUAUGUCUUCAAGCCUGACUAUAUUGUCACAUGUGUCUAGGCAAAAGACCCACUAGCUGCUAAAAGUUCUUUUAAAUUGUAUCACUGUUCCAUAAGAAAGUGUCCCUUUGCUGUGAUAUUAUAAUCACUUAUUACCAUCAUCAUUACAUUUGCACUAAUAAAGUUUUAUUUGAUUCUAACAUCUCUUUCUUGGUGAAUAACUUUUUUGUCAGUGUGUGUGUGUAACUAUUAAUUGAAAAGUAUUAUCAUGAUAUUUGAUUCUUUUAAUGAUUUUUUUCUCUUUAAUUUUAUAGAGAUUGAUAGUGAAUCCAGUUCAGAUGAAGAUACAGAAAGUGAAGAAGAGGAUACUUCUCUAGAAGAAUUGGAAAGAAAGAAAAAACAUCCAGAUAGGUUGCAUGAAGAAUUAUGGUAUAAUGAUCCAGGAGAAAUGAAUGAUGGACCAGUUUGUAGAUGUAGUGCUAAAGCUCGUCGGUCAGGUAUUCGUCAUGGAAUAUAUCCAGGAGAAGAACAUUUACCAUCAUGUGACCCAAAUAGCAAUAAUGCUGAUAGACUAUAUCAUUAUAGAAUCACAAUGUCUCCUCACACCAAUUUUCUGACAAAGUGUCCAACAAUUAUCAAACAUGAUGGACAUGAAUAUAUAUUUGAAGGCUUUUCUAUGUUUUCUCAUUUGUCUUUGAAAAAAUUGCCUACAUGUAAAGUAAUUCGAUUUAAUAUAGAAUAUACUAUAUUAUAUAUAGAAGAAAAAUUUCCUGAUAAUUUUACAAUUGAAGGACUAGAACUUUUUACUAAAUAUUUAUUUUAUGAAAUUCUUGAAUUGGUUGAUUUGGAUUGGAAAGCUCAUGGAGAUCCUAAUGGUUGUCCACGUGUUCAUUUCAUGCCAAGAUUUGCACGCUCAUUAGAAGAUAAUGGCAAAGAGUUACUUUCUAUGAAUGUUGUAUUACAAUACCUCUUAAAUAGUAAUUAUGCUUUGGUAAAGGAUGAAAAACUUCCAGCAUUAAUGGAUCUUUGUCAGCAUAAAUGGCAAGACUAUGCUGAUGAAGUACGUGGCAUGAUAGUUACCUAUCCAGGCAUGAAACCAUGUUCAUUAAGGGUUGAUCAACUUGAUCGUGAGCAGUGUGAACCAGAAAAAGGAAUAUAUCCUGAAAUUGUUCAUUUUGGAAUAAGACCACCUCAGUUAAGUUAUGCUGGAAAUCCAAGCUACCAGAAAGCUUGGAGAGAUUAUGUAAAGUUUAGGCAUUUAUUGGCUAAUAAACCAAAAGUGUUCUAUGCUGAUAGACAUAAAUUGCUUCAGAAGGAAAUUAAAUUACAAGAAAUGAGAAUGAAAAGCAAUUUAAAACGGGAUGUUACUGUUGUUGUCAGUAGCAAAGGCUUUUUUAGGACAGGCAUUAUGUGUGACAUAAUUCAAGUAAGUGUGAAUUUAUAAACAAUAAUGUUUCAAACAAAAAUGAUCAUCAUUUUAAGUCAUCUAGAAAAGAGCUAAAUAAGAUUUUAAAAAUGUUUUCAAAGUAGUCAGAUUAAAAUGUGUUGUUUAUUGUUUUAAAAAUUUAUUAAUUUUAACAUUAUCUGACAGUUGGCUUUAACUCAUCCAUCUUAUCGAGAGAAUUUUGGGACCAAUCCAGAUCAUGCACGAAAUUCAUUAACUAACUGUGGUAUUCGUCAGCCUGAGUAUGGUGAUCGGCGGAUUCAUUAUAUGAAUACACGCAAACGAGGCAUAAAUACUUUAAUAAAUAUUAUGUCUCGAUUUGGACGUAGAGAAGAAACAAUGUCCAGUAUUAAUCACAAUGAAAGAUUAGAAUUUCUUGGUGAUGCUGUUGUAGAAUUUCUUUCAAGUAUUCACUUAUUCUUCAUGUUUCCUGAUUUGGAAGAAGGUGGUCUUGCUACAUAUAGAGCUGCUUUAGUUCAGAAUCAACAUUUAGCUGUAUUAGCUAAGAAACUUGAAUUAGAAAGAUUUAUGUUAUAUGCCCAUGGAUCUGAUUUAUGUCAUGAUCUAGAACUAAGACAUGCAAUGGCUAAUUGUUUUGAAGCUUUAAUGGGUGCAUUAUUUCUAGACAGUGGUAUUAAUGUUGCUGACAGAGUAUUUUGUGAGACAUUAUUUUCAAAACCAGAAUUGAGAGACGUAUGGAAAAAUCUACCUCCACAUCCCUUGCAGGAACAAGAACCAGAGGGUGAUAGAAAAUGGAUUGAAGUGGUUCCACUUUUGAAAGAAUUACAUGAAUUUGAAAAAGCAACUGGUAUAGAAUUUACACAUAUCCGUCUUCUGGCAAGGGCAUUUACUCAUAGAAGUGUUGGUUACAAUAAUCUUACACUAGGAUCUAAUCAGCGGUUAGAAUUUCUAGGUGAUACUGUAUUACAGCUUGUUGCAUCUGAAUAUUUAUAUAGGCAUUUUCCAGAACAUCAUGAAGGACAUUUAUCAUUAUUACGAAGUUCAUUGGUAAACAAUCGUACUCAAGCAGUAGUCUGUGAUGAUUUAGGUAUGGUUGAUUAUGCCAUUUAUCCUUAUCCUAAAGGUGAUUUAAAAACUAAAGAUCGAGCAGAUCUUCUUGAAGCAUUUCUAGGAGCAUUAUAUGUAGAUAAAGAUCUUGAAUAUUGUCAAGUUUUCUGUCAAGUGUGUUUUUUCCCACGUUUACAGGAUUUCAUUAUGAAUCAAGAUUGGAAUGAUCCAAAAUCAAAACUACAACAGUGUUGUUUAACAUUAAGAACUAUGGAUGGUGGAGAACCAGAUAUUCCUGUUUACAAAGUAAUUGAAUGUAAAGGACCAACAAAUACUAGAGUAUAUACCGUUGCUGUGUAUUUUAGAGGUGAGCGUCUGGCUACUGGCUUUGGACACAGUAUUCAACAAGCAGAAAUGGCUGCUGCUUCAAAUGCAUUAGAUUCUUCAAAAGCCAAUCUCUUCCCACAACUUGGUCAUCAGAAGAGGGUUAUUGAACGUAGCAUGAAACAACAAGAUCAUCAUUUAAAACAGAAAGAAAAUCCUUAAAAUUUUAAU
This is a messenger RNA of Centruroides sculpturatus (bark scorpion), 3211 nucleotides long. It is a transcript of the gene drosha, whose product is annotated as ribonuclease 3-like. Lineage: Eukaryota; Metazoa; Arthropoda; Arachnida; Scorpiones; Buthidae. Gene Ontology annotation, cellular component: nucleus. The record is from RefSeq and is a predicted model, not a curated record. Gene Ontology annotation, molecular function: ribonuclease III activity; double-stranded RNA binding. The transcript has 19 exons. Gene Ontology annotation, biological process: rRNA processing; primary miRNA processing; regulation of gene expression.